Messenger RNA from Chanos chanos (milkfish), 5947 nucleotides. It is a transcript of the gene ppfia1, whose product is annotated as PTPRF interacting protein alpha 1. Gene Ontology annotation, cellular component: presynaptic active zone. The record is from RefSeq and is a predicted model, not a curated record. Gene Ontology annotation, molecular function: protein binding. The transcript is spliced from 31 exons. Lineage: Eukaryota; Metazoa; Chordata; Actinopteri; Gonorynchiformes; Chanidae. Gene Ontology annotation, biological process: synapse organization. Bases 929 to 4684 code for a protein of 1251 amino acids.
GUCGGUAAUCACCGAGCUGUAACUCCUUAACCCAGGAAUCCAACGCUUCUGAUUUGGCCAAACAUUGUUUAUCCUCUUAGAGUGAACGGAACAUCAAAGGAACUUGAGGAAUGUAUCGGUUUCUGUGCGAUAUGUGGUGUCUAAACUAAGAAUUUUAACUGUUCGUGAUAUUUUUUCCCGACGUUUUCCAUUUUGGAUUAUACACUCUGCCUUUCUUUAACUCGAAUCCGAUGUGGUGACGCGGCUUAGUUGCAAAUGCAAAAACUGUUGGAAGUAACAGAUCUUUUGCCUUACAAAGUCUAAAUUAUAUUGUCUGGCGGACUAUAAUCACUUUGAGGCCUUAUUCGAUGUUGAUGUUGCUUAGUUAGCAAUUUCUCCCUCGUCAUUCGCGAGAUAUCGAGUUAGCUAACAACUAAGCUGAUCGCUAACUGGUUAGCGUACAUUUGUAGCCUGCUUACUCGCAGGUUUGUCAAGGUACGUUUUUUCUACUUUAGUGUGGUGUGUAAAGAGACGUCAUCAGAUUCUCGUUCGAAACCGAAUUGGAGAAAUGACUUGGAAACGAAGCAAUGUCACGAACUGACUUACACUGUCCAAACAAGUGGUUUUUAAACUAUGCAUAUCCGAAGUAGCCAGAUAGCAAGCUAAUAGCCCGCUAGCACUGAGAAUUAUGUUGGUCUGAGAGAGGCCUUAGGAUUUUUUUCCCAACUUUGACUGGUCGACUUAUUUAUAUCGCCAAUGUUCAACGUGAUUGUUUCUUCCAAGUUUUAAGUUUCAAUGAAUUUCCGUUGCUUGAAAGAUUCCCCCAACUUCACCGUUACGACUGAGUCUGCAUCAACAAAAGACGGAGUCUGAUUGUCAUUAGAUUGGAGAUAUCUUGUCUUCAAAAAAGGAAAGUGGAAUUGACGGAGUACCCAUCUGAUCUGCAAAGAUGAUGUGUGAGGUGAUGCCCACCAUAAGUGAGGCAGAGGUAGGGGGCAAUGGGGGAGGCCGGGGAUCUGGCUCCCCACUGCAGUCGGACUCAGAGGGGCACUUUGAGUCUCUAAUGGUGUCUAUGCUUGAAGAGAGGGACCGGUUGCUGGACACACUCCGGGAGACUCAAGAGAACCUGGCUGUUUCCCAGGGAAAACUGCAGGAUGUCAGCCAAGAGAGGGACUCCCUUCAGAGACAACUCAAUACUGCUCUGCCCCAGGAGUUUGCGGCGUUGACGAAGGAGGUGAACAUGUGCAGAGAGCAGCUGCUCGAGAGAGAGGAGGAGAUUGCCGAGUUAAAGGCAGAGAGAAACAACACUCGGUUGUUAUUGGAGCAUUUGGAGUGUCUGGUGUCCCGUCAUGAGCGCUCUCUGCGGAUGACUGUAGUAAAGAGGCAGGCACAGUCUCCUGCUGGCGUCUCCAGUGAAGUGGAGGUUCUUAAGGCCCUGAAAUCCCUUUUUGAGCAUCACAAGGCCUUGGAUGAGAAGGUGAGGGAGAGGCUGAGGGUUGCCUUGGAGAGAUGCAGUGCGCUGGAGGAACAGCUGACGGCGUCCCAUAAAGAACUGGCCUUUUACAGAGACCAGAACAGUCAGAAAAAAAUGCUGUUCGAUGGAAAGACAGAGCUGAAUCACAACUCUGAGAGUGCGCCCAGCACAAACGGCAAGCGGUCCUCUGAUGACUCGCUGGGCGUGGAGGAGGACUGUGGGAAGGUGGUGGAGCUGCAGGAUGUGAUUGACAGACAGAGUAAGGAGCUGGUGCAGAUGAAGGAGCGCAUUGUCUCUCUUAGCAACAGAGUGGCCGAGCUUGAAGAAGACCUGGACACUGCCCGAAAAGACCUCAUCAAAUCAGAGGACAUGAACACACGCCUUCAAAGAGAUAUCCGGGAGUCUAUUGCUCAAAAGGAGGAUAUGGAGGAGAGGAUCACCACAUUAGAGAAACGUUAUCUAGCAGCGCAACGAGAAGCCACCUCUGUCCACGACCUCAACGACAAACUGGAGACUGAGAUUGCAAAUAAGGAGUCCCUGUACCGCCAGACGGAGGAGAAGAAUAGACAGUUGCAGGAGAGGUUGGAGCUGGCCGAACAGAAGCUCCAGCAGACCAUCCGAAAAGCUGAGACGCUCCCGGAGGUGGAGGCAGAGCUAGCUCAAAGAGUGGCAGCACUCACAAAGGCAGAGGAACGCCAUGGUAACGUGGAGGAGCGUCUGAGACAGAUGGAAGCUCAGCUGGAGGAAAAGAACCAGGAACUUCUCAGGGCUCGCCAGAGAGAAAAGAUGAAUGAGGAACACAACAAACGCCUGUCAGAGACAGUGGACAAACUACUGUCUGAAUCCAACGAAAGGCUUCAGCUCCACCUAAAGGAGAGAAUGUCUGCCCUGGAGGACAAGAAUGCCCUAAUCCGAGAACUGGAGCACACGAAAAAACUGAUUGAAGAGGCUCAUCAUGAAAAGGAGCAACUUCUCAUCCAGAUCGAGACGAUGAGGGCGGAGAACGAGCAGGGGCGGAGCCGGAGCAACUCAAUGCUUCAUCAGGGGCGGUCUCACAUGGGCAGCACGCCGGAUUUCAGGUACCCAGUGUCUGCGUCCUCCAUGAUGGACAGCCACUCUGAUCACUACAGUGGGGCUUUGGUGCUGAGACGACCCCAGAAGGGUCGGGUCGCCGCACUACGGGACGAACCCUCCAAGGUACAAACCCUGAACGAGCAGGAGUGGGAGCGUGUUCAGCAGGCUAAUGUUCUGGCAAGCGUUACUCAGGCAUUCGAGAGUGAUGUCGAUAUGUCCGACAUGGAGGAUGACCGCGAGACCAUCUUCAGCUCAGUGGACCUGCUGUCCCCUGCUGGACAGGCUGAUGCACAAACCCUCGCCCUCAUGCUCCAGGAACAACUUGAUGCCAUCAAUAAUGAAAUCAGGAUGAUUCAGGAGGAGAAGGAGAGCACCGCAUUGAGAGCGGAGGAGAUUGAGAGCAGAGUGGGCAGUGGAGAUGGUCUUGGUGGACGUUACCUCUCGGUGGGCUCCAUCCCACCCUCUUUCCACAGCUCCUCUCACGGCGGCUCCUCCCCGCCAGGGUCAGGGCACUCUACACCCCGUCGUGCCCCCCGCAGCCCUAACCGAGAGGUGGACCGCAUGGGUGUCAUGACCCUGCCUAGCGACUUACGGAAGCAUCGUAGGAAGGUAAUCUGGAUGGAACGCUUCUGGACUGCGCAAGAUGACAAAGCAACCAUAAAAUGUGAGACCUCACCACCCUCUACCCCACGGUCCAUGCGUCUCAACAAAGGAGCGAUCCAUGCCGCCAGUCACGAGGACAUCCGAGAUAUCAGGAAUAUUGCCGGGCUGCAGGAUGGUCAAGGCAGUAACCCAAGCAGCAGCAACAGCAGUCAGGACUCCCUUAACAAAGCAGCCAAGAAGAAGAGCAUCAAGUCUUCCAUUGGCCGUCUCUUUGGCAAGAAAGAGAAGGGCCGGCCAAACCCUUCAGGCAAAGAUUCCUCCAGCCAAGCAGGUACUCCUGAAGGAGACAGCCCUCAGGAUGCGCUAACUCUCAGUAAACUGGGUGGCCCUGUGGAGAAGAACAGGAAAUUACAAAAGAAUCCAAAAACAGGACAUGAGUUGUUGGAGGAGGCUCGGAGGCAAGGUUUGCCCUUCGCCCAGUGGGACGGGCCGACCGUGGUGGUUUGGCUAGAGUUGUGGGUAGGGAUGCCGGCCUGGUAUGUGGCUGCCUGCCGUGCCAACGUGAAAAGCGGUGCCAUCAUGUCUGCGCUGUCAGACACCGAGAUCCAGAGGGAGAUUGGCAUCAGUAACCCACUGCACCGUCUCAAACUCCGACUGGCCAUUCAGGAGAUCAUGUCCCUGACCAGCCCGUCUGCCCCACCCACAUCCAGAACGUCCACUGGAAAUGUUUGGGUUACGCAUGAGGAAAUGGAGAGCUUGGCAGCUACACCUCCCACGGAAGAUGACGAGGGCAGCUGGGCCCAGACCCUGGCGUAUGGCGACAUGAACCAUGAAUGGAUUGGAAACGAAUGGCUACCCAGUCUGGGUCUGCCACAGUAUCGCAGCUACUUCAUGGAGUCCCUGGUGGAUGCACGCAUGCUGGACCACCUGACCAAAAAGGACCUGCGGGGUCAGCUGAAAAUGGUGGACAGUUUCCACAGAAACAGUUUCCAGUAUGGAGUGAUGUGUUUAAGGCGACUGAACUAUGACAGGAAAGAGCUGGAGAGAAGACGAGAGGAGUCUCAGAUAGAAGUCAAAGACGUGCUGGUGUGGAGCAACGAGCGGGUGAUUAACUGGGUGCAGGCCAUCGGGCUGAAGGAGUACGCCAACAACCUUCAGGAGAGCGGAGUCCAUGGAGCUCUCAUAAGCCUGGAUGAAACAUUUGACCACAAUGCUUUGGCAUUACUGCUGCAGAUACCAACACAAAACACACAGGCAAGAGCAGUAUUGGAGAGAGAAUAUAACAGCCUCCUGGCCCUGGGAACAGAACGCAAGAUGGAAGAGGAUGACGAGAAGAACUUCAGACGAGCUCCCUCCUGGAGGAAGAAAUUCCGGCCCAAAGACGUGCGGGGUAUGAGCGCAGGGUCAGCCGACACACUCCCCGCCAACUUCAGAGUGACCAACAGCAGUUCUUCUUCCCCUGCCAUGCAGCCAAAGAAACUCCAGAUGGACGGUGAUGUUGAUGAAGAGGACGGGUUAUCCUCAGGCUGGAAUCUCAAUGGACGAGGACUCUAAGAUAUUUUCUUAAGGAGUAUUAAAAAAAAAACCAUCAAAAAUCUCCGCAAUACCCUAGAGGACAUAUUUUAGAUUUGAUGAAUAUUAUAUUUAUGUAAACCAAUGGGACAUUUCAUAUAUUUAGUUCUGUAUCUUUGUUUGCCUGAUUUAUUUUUCCUCAAACCUUUCUUAUCCUUUGUCUUCAUCAUGUUUAACUUUUUUCAGAUGUAACUGAAUGUAUCAGAAAUCUGAAGUUUGUAUAUUUAUAUCUGUAAGCAUUAUCUAAUCUUUUUAUAAUCUACCUUGUAAUUGACCAGAUGUACUUUACUUCACCCCCUUCCCCCAUUUGUUUUAAUCAUGCAACUUAAACUCAAGUGACUGAUAUGUGAUUUAACUUAAUUUUGUUGCCCCCUGUAGUUCUUAAAAAAAGAAAAAACAUAUCAAUGUUGAUUUUAUUCUGAAUGCAGCUCUUAGGUCAAUGGUAUUAUGUGAAUAUCAGAAUUGGUGCAUAUCUCUGACAUUUUGUCACUUUGACUGUUCGGUUUUCUUGGCUGAAUGAUGGAGCAUGAACUGGGGUGCCUGUAUGAACUGAUUUUUUUUUUCUUCUUCUUCUUCCUUCCUUUGUUCCUGUGAUACCAAAUUGAAAAACUCUUUAAUAAGCCAUACAUGGUAGCAAUGACGAGGGCUACUUUUUGGAUGCAUAUUUCCAGCAAAAGGCAUUACAUAGUAGACCAGGCUUUCUGGACAUCCUCGAAUGCUGAAACUCCUCAUUCCUCUUCUCGCCUUCUCACUUACGACACGCAUGACAAACCAACAUUGUGUGGGGAUAGAUUAUGCGUGUGCCAUGUGACUGCUUUUCUGUGAAGGACCAACCCCACUGUGGCCUAAGCUAAACCUUCAACUGCAUCCCAUGACUUUCUAUCGAGCCUUACCGUUUUUUUUGUUUGUUUUUUUCUUGCUCAUUUGUUUUUAUUUAUGCUCACUUUGUGUGACAUCAGCUUCUGUUAAGAAGCCACCAUAUUGUCCUGGAUUAUUGCAAAUGUUUUUGAGGAACCCACGUUCUGUAGAACUUUUCAAGCAAAUAUUGUUGGAAGGACUGAACACAUCCCAAGAACCACCUCCCCCUUUAGUCCUCACGAUAUCAUUUCAUCUUUUUUUUGUUAACUUAGUCAUUUAUGCACAAUUCAAAUCAUGUUACUGUCCUGUUUCUUUUUUUUUUUUUCUUUUUUAAAAUUGUGUCAUUCUAUCUCUGUUUAAAAUUUCCUGAUCUUGUAACAGAAAUUA